Messenger RNA from Toxotes jaculatrix (banded archerfish), 1150 nucleotides. It is a transcript of the gene snx10a, whose product is annotated as sorting nexin 10a. NCBI's taxonomy places the organism in Eukaryota, Metazoa, Chordata, Actinopteri, Toxotidae. Gene Ontology annotation, biological process: intracellular protein transport. Gene Ontology annotation, molecular function: phosphatidylinositol binding. The coding region runs from base 152 to 808 and encodes 218 amino acids. The transcript has 7 exons. The record is from RefSeq and is a predicted model, not a curated record.
GCGGUAGCCCGCAACCUGGGCCCGGACUGAGAGUGGCAGGUGAUGACAUGACAUGAGUUACUUGUAUUAUUCGCGGUGAUAGUUUAACCAUCCUCGCGUUCCACUUCCUCACCAUCAGUACGUCUCCUCCCACCAGGUUUGUGUACACAUUAUGGACAGUAUGCUUGACAAUCUCGCAAAAACUGAGUUCAUUAGCAUUUGUGUUCGGGAUCCAAGGCUACAUAAAGAUGACCUCUGGCACACACAUGUCGACUACGAGAUCUGUUUACAGACCAAUAGCAUGUGUUUUCGAAAGAAGACUUCCUGUGUAAGGAGGCGUUACAGUGAGUUUGUUUGGCUGCGUCAUUGUCUGGAACAGAAUGCUCUGAUCAUAGAAUUACCUAAGUUGCCGCCCUGGAACCCUUUCUUCAGUCUGAGGAACACAGAGCAAGUCUCUCAGCGGAUGAAGGGCCUGGAAGAGUUUUUGGAAAGUGUUCUUCAUACACCGUUAUUAUUAUCAGACAGUCGGCUCCAUCUGUUCCUCCAGUCAGACCUCAGCAUGACAAAGAUUGAGAAGUGUGCUCGUGGUAAGACCAGGUACACAGUGGCCGAAGCCAUACAGCGUUCCCGCAGGGAUCACAUCAGUAGAUUAGAGGACAAGGGCUCCUGUGACUCUGACUGUGAAAGCAGUUCUUCGUCGUCGGGCUUGGGACUAAGCGUGGACACUCCAAUGCGGGGUAGCCCACUCCCCUUCUUUGGGUCCUCUGACAGAGACCCAGAGCUGUACAGCUGUCUUUCAGAAUCCCCCACCACACUCAUUGAGCCCUGAUGCACAGCAGUACUGUACUGUACUUCCACCUCCCUUUCUCUUUGGACAUUGAAGUGACUCUCUGUGGAGCUCUUUCUUUUCUUAGUUAACUUCCAAAGAUCAAAAAAACUUUCUUUUACUUUUGUUAAUUUCAUUACAACCCUUAAAUGUUUGUUUUAAUAAUUUACCUUAGUUUUUUUUUUUUUUAUUAAAUCAAAGCCUUAGUCAUUUAAUUUAGUGUGUACUUAAAAAAAGAAGUUUCAUAUUUUAAAAAAUGUAUAAAUCUACAUUUGUAAUUGUGAAUUCUUAAAUAUUUCCUAUGUAUAUAUUUUUAUCAGCACUGAAGCUGUACUGUGGUUAGCA